UUUUAAAUCAAUAUGAGUUACACAAUAACUUCGAAAAGGUUACUUGCUGACCUGUUUUCAACUAUCGCAGAAUUGGAGAUAAAGUGUGAAAUUGCAAGACUCAACUUGGGAGGCAACCCCUUUUUCGAACCAUUCAAUGUUUUCACGAUUCUUGACAGAGAAAGGCAUGGCCAACUCAGAGAUGCUGAUAUUUUCCAUUUUUGCUUAGAUAACGGUAUUCCUUGAAAUUAUGGAGAUGCUUCUCUAUUGAUUGCUCAAUAUGAUGAGAAUAGUAAUGGAAAGCUAUCCUUCACAGAGUUCACUCAGUUUGUGCUCCCAGCAACAAAUGAGGCGCUCAGACAGGAGGCUGCAUCUAGAGAUUAUUCUGCAACCAAGGCUAUCAGCCAAAUUCUGCCACCUGAUGUUUGUGCAUUGUUGGCUGACCUUUUGGCAGCAGAGCUCGAGUUCCAAAAAGCUACAGGAAUAAUCAAGCAUGAACUUAAUUCGAGAGUUGACUUCACUACCAAGCAUGCUUUUGGUUGGAUGGACAUUACAAAACCGUUAGGAGGUAUCGAUAGACAUGAUGUGAGGCAAUUUGUCGAUGAUCACAUUAGAUAUUUAAGUGAAGAAGAGCUCGAUGCUGUCAUUAGAAGAUGAGACACAGAUGGAGAUGAAUCUAUUUCUUAUCUAGAAUUUCUUGAAGUUGUCCAAGGUAUUGAACCAAGUGUUCCAGAAACUACUCAAACUAUACACCACCAAAGUUAUAGAGGAGCUUCCCCAUUAAGAGGAACCCAUGUAACUAGAACUUAUCAUUCUCCAUCAAGAAUUGGGGCAAAUCCAAUAGUCACAACAAUAGAGAGAAGUCCAGGAAGGGUCACAACUACUACUAGGAGUCCUGCAAGAGUGACUUCAGUUAGCAGAAGUCCAGGAAGGGUAGAAACUCAUCAUUACUCUCCUACUAGAACGCAUAUUCAUCAUUCUCCUUCAAGAAGUUAUAUCAACCAUUCUCCUUCAAGAACUUGCAUUCGCCAUUCUCCUUCUAGAACUCAUAUUAAUCAUUCUCCAUACAGAGAAGUGAGAACUCGCAUAAGAGAAUCCCCAAGAGCUACUGCUGAAGUGAGAAGAUCCCCAACCAGACAUUCCCCUAUCAGAUAUAAUUUAGGAAGGGAUUCUCCAGUCAAGAAAACUACUACAGUAAUUAACAAUGAUAAUGAGAGACAAAUCAGAACAGAGCAUUACUCAAGAGGCCCAGCAAGAGUUGAGACAAGAUACAAUUAUUCUUCAUCCAAAGUCUCUCCUCCAAAAGUAACUAGAGUCUCUAGUUCUCCAGAAAGAGUGACUAGAGUGACCAGUUCUCCAGGAAGAGUUCAAGUAGAGACUACCAACCGUUACUCUCCAUCAAGAGUUUAUACUACAGAGACUAGACAUUACUCUCCUUCGAGAGUAAGUAUUCAUGAGACAAGACAUUAUUCUCCAACGAGUAGAUAUAUUGAGGAAAGGAAGUAUUAUUCUCCAUCUAGAGUUCAUGUUCAAGAUACUAUUAGACAUUCUCCAUCAAGAGUCCAUGUCACUAGGGAUUAUCAUAGUCCAACGAGAAGCUCAAGCCCUCUCAAAGGCUUCGAGGAGGAAGAACUAGUGCAGUCAUUUAUUCAACUGAUCAAAGUUGAGGCAAGGCUAGAAUCAGCUAAAGAAGCAUUAGCUCAGAGACCAUAUUUCACAGUUCAUGAUGCUUUCAAGAUUUUUGAUUGCUCAGGAUAUGGAAAAGUUGAGCCUCUUGAUGUCAAAGACGCUUAUGGAAAAUACGGCAUCACUAUUACUUUGGAUGAAGCAAGAUUGAUUGUGUCUAGGUAUGACCAGAACAAAGAUCAGUUGCUAAGAUUCAAAGAAUUUUCAGAAAUUUUCUUCCCUACUGAUAGAAUUUCAGCAGAUGCAUUACAUGAAAGAAAUAUUAGAUUCCCUACAGGGUAUUACCUCGCACCAGAAAUUAUUGACCCUGUCACCAGAGAGGACUUCGUGAGAGUAUUGAACCUUGCUCUUGAAGCAGAGAACUUAGCUGAACAUAUCAGACAAAAGCAUUCUAAAAGACCGCUCUUUAACAGAAGCGAUGCUUUCGAUGCCAUCAACAGAUUCGGAACUCUCACUAUCACUGAACAUGAUUUCCAAGACUUGCUCGCAAGGCACAGAUUCUUCGCCACUGGGAAAGAGCUUGUAUCUCUGAUGGAUAGAUUCGAUAAGUCAAAGAAAGGAUCAGUACUUUUCAGCGAAUUUAUUGAUGAGAUAACUCCUCAUUCUCCAGUCAAGUACUAAUCAAUACUUAAGAAUUAUU
This is a messenger RNA of Moneuplotes crassus, 2305 nucleotides long. The record is from the annotation of a GenBank genome assembly. Lineage: Eukaryota; Ciliophora; Spirotrichea; Euplotida; Euplotidae.